CGACAUCGAUCGUUCAUCAAGACGUGCCAACUCAAGUACUCAAUAAUCGUUAUCGCCAGAGCGGUCUAAAGGCCUAGAUCAGCGGUGUGUGAAGGCAAUGCAAAUGACGGGUUGACAAGAUGUCGUUUGCCUUCUGGACGCGUGAGUAGCCGACUGGAUUUCCAGGCUAUCUUGCGCGACACCCACUUUGCCACCGUCGCAACGUCUCUCCAGUCAUGACCCAUGCUCGACACGAAACAGAGUCCAAGUCGGGGAGAAGAGAUGGGUCGAUCACAAGCCAUUCCAAGACGAGGCGCAAACAGUUGGUACGGCGAUGGUCCUCCCAUAGUAGUGUUCAGUGGAUCCCAGAAACCGAGCUUCAGCCGCUACCUCCAACUCUAGCUGAUCGAGUCCCCGCGGAAUUACACUUCGAGGUCAUAAAUCGGCUCUCCUGCGAUACCCAUAGCCUCCAAAGCUGUGCCAUGGUGUCGCGAGCCUGGUACCCCCAUAGCAUUGGCCUGCUGUAUCGGCGGAUUUACAUUGAUGGACUGACCAAGUUCAGCUCAAUGGCCGUAUGUGUCUUCAAGCACGAGCGUGUCAGGAUCAGCCUUGCGGACACUGCGGAGCUCAACUUGGACGGCGCAUGCAUGUCCGAUCCGGGGCGCGGUCUAGAGUCUGCAUUGGUGGUCCUGGCUUCAUUGAUGCCUUCUCUGCAGAAGCUUACGCUCUGCGAGUGUCUCCCUUGUCCGCUUCACAAGUCAUUCUAUACAGCCCUGCGGGCGUGCAAGAGCGUAACCGACUUGACACUGUGUGGCAUCGCGCUCGAGGACCAUCGCGUACUGCUCAGAGUCUUGCAGUGCGGUUUCCCACAACUCCGCCGGGUUGCUUUUGAAGGCAACUUUCGAAUCACUCACUCCGGACCACGGCAGUCCGUCAGCCCAACACGUUUCCUUCACGGCGGUGCCAAUCCUUCACAGCUGAAGCAACUACGUAUCAGCAUCUCGGGAAAAUCUGUCGUCAUUCCCCUGAUCGAGCUGUUCACCGUCUCAUCUCUUCACACAUCUCUCGAAACUUUAGAAACUCGCGUCGCAGAGGAGCAUGUCACGGCACUCAAUCAGUUCCUCCAAGGACUGGGGCCGACCUUGCACCGCUUCCGAGAGCUCCCCUCCCUGAAUGAUCAUUUUGCUCACCUCGACCUGUAUCACAACACCUCUCUACGUAGUGUCGUCCUGUACAUUGGACAUCACUCACUCGACGGCAUCGACACUGUACUCCAAUUAACUCGUGCCCUAUCCAGUCUCGCGAGUCCGCAUUUGACGCGGAUCGUCCUCCAAUGCAGCGACCACCCGGAAUCCUGGAAGACCGCGACCGUCCGAUCUUUCGGCACUGCAGACCUGCGCCCGUUACACGCAGUGAUGGCCAGCCCUGUCUUCGAUGACUUGGAUACGGUUGAGGUGGACGUAUGUCGGAGGAAGUCCCAGGAUGUAGUGACUGCUCUGUCGAACUUACUCGCCCCUUGGGCAGUCCGCGGUUUGAUUAGAUUCGUGUGACACAGACGCCUUUAUGUAUCCCAAUGGACAAUAUGGCCGAGGGCUCCCUUGCCUUUUGAUAUCAGGCGGCGACUCCGCGAGUAUGGGACA
Molecule: messenger RNA, 1619 nt
Organism: Rhodofomes roseus
Lineage: Eukaryota; Fungi; Basidiomycota; Agaricomycetes; Polyporales; Fomitopsidaceae
Exons: 3
Coding region: 216-1529 (437 amino acids)
Source: RefSeq, a predicted model, not a curated record